Molecule: messenger RNA, 1273 nt
Organism: Pelagomonas calceolata
Lineage: Eukaryota; Pelagophyceae; Pelagomonadales; Pelagomonadaceae
Source: the annotation of a GenBank genome assembly
UUUUUGCGCCCGGCUCCGGCUGGUGCUCGGCUCACAGCGUGCGCUGGAGGCCAUCAGGAUCUCGUUCUGGGUCCUUACGUGUCCCAGAACGACUCUAGCGCGAAACGCAGCCGUUUGGGGGCUCGUACAGACUAUCCAGAGGACACACCUCACAAACAAAAAAGAGGCGCAGCGACAGCCGCGCGAAAGAGGUAUCAAGAUGGCGGACGACGAGGCGCGCGAGGGCGCGUCGACGCUCGUCGGCCUCCGGAUGGGCUACCAAGCGAUACCCGACGAACCUCCGGAGGACGAGGCGCCGCCCAACGACCUGACGUGCCCGAUCACGCACGCGCUCAUGCGGGAGCCGGUGCGCGCGUCGGACGGCUGCGUCUACGACCGCCACGCCAUAACGCGUUGGUUCUCGCAACGGCUCUCGAGCCCGCUCACCGGCGAGCAGCUCGACAGCGGCCGGCUCGACCCAUGCGACGGCCUGCGGAAGCGCGCGGAGGCGUGGGCGGCCGCGCACCGGCACACGCGGGAGGGCGCGGCCUUCUUCGGCUGCCGGUACUGCGGCGACGCGCGCUGCCCGCACCCAGAGGAGUGCCAGAAGACCUUUGAAUCGCAGACGAAAAGAGAUGCGGCCUACGGCGCGGCGGUGAGACGGAGGGCGUGGUUUGAAGGAAAUGUGCUGCCGCCCGCGGAGCGCGCGUUGCAGUCCGGCCCAGCGGGCGCCGGCGCGCUGAUGACGGGCGCUUGUUUGGUAGGCGCGGUCGGCGCGCUGCUCGGCGGCGUCGCGUCGUCAGUGGCCGAGGUCGCAGGCGGCGGCAUCGAGAUUGUUUGUGGUGUCGGCUCCCAAAUCGUCGAGGCUGGCAGCUCCGCGGCCGCCGGGCUUCACGGGAGCGACGCCGGAGCGCCGCCGGCGCCCGACACGACGGUGGAGGUCUGGCGAAGGACGCGCCUUCGCGACCAGCUCGUCGGCGACGAGACCGCGACGCCGUUCGACCGCUACCACAACCUCGACCCCUCGCGGCCGUCGGCGACGCGAGGGUGUGCGCGCAUCGCCUCGGCCGUUACCGUCCUCCCGGUGGCGACGGUGGCGGCAACUGCGACGUGUGUCGUGGGAGUAGCAGUGGGAGCGGUGACGAUGACGUGCGGAAUAGUUAAGGAGGUCGUCUCCGGCGCCGCGGGCGCCGUGACCGCGGCCGGCGAGCAGCUCUCCGGCCCCAGGCCGCCGCCGCCGACGCCCCAGGACGAGGUCGUCAGAGACGCCUCGAGAUACGCCCUCGCCUAGCCU